This is a messenger RNA of Lactuca sativa (garden lettuce), 981 nucleotides long. The record is from RefSeq and is a predicted model, not a curated record. Lineage: Eukaryota; Viridiplantae; Streptophyta; Magnoliopsida; Asterales; Asteraceae.
AUGACAACAUCAACAACAUCCUCUACUGCUAUUCCCACAAAACAGCAAUCGGUCUAUGUUGUUACGAAUGUGUACGACCAUUUUAGUUUUAAACUAACAUCGGAUGGAUCCAAUUACAAACUUUGGAGGCGUAUUUUUCUAGACCUUUGCAGAAGUGCAAAAGUUCAAGGUCAUGUUAAUGGGAAAUCUCUCCCUACUAGAGAUGAUGAUGAAGAUUGGUACUUUAUUGAUUCCCGAGUCAGAUCUUGGUUUUACUCUACAUGUGACUCAAAUCUUCUCAAAAUUAUAUCUAGUGAUGACUGUACAACAAAAGAUUUAUGGGAUAAGCUACAUAUUCAAGACCAAUUCCGCAAUACAAAGAAGGGUGCUUCUUUAAUUAUAGAUUUUUGUCAUACAUUGAAAAACAUUGUUGAUUCUCUAGCAAAUGUCGAUUCUGAAAUCUCAGAAACGAAACUUGUGAUGCGGAUCUUGAGACAACUCAUGUCAUCUUAUCACAACAUUGUAAGUUUCAUCAUUCACAAGGAUACGUUCCCUUUCUUUCUUGAGGCUAAGAAUAUGUUGUUACUACAUGAAGCUCGUGAAGAAAAUGUUGACAUGCCCACUGAUAACAACGCCAUCACCACUACUCUCUACUCGGUUUCUACCACAACCGGGAAACAGAAAAAUAAUAGGUGGAAUAAAAAUCACACUGGUGGUUUACUUGGAAGUGCACCUCAAGACAAGCAACAACUCGCAAACAACAACAUUCAAGGCUCUCCAUUUCAGCAUUUUUUCAUGUCAUCAUCUCUUGGAAUCACGCCACAUCCCUUGCUUGGACCUCCCUCCGGUUGUUACCAGCUACCACCACGAUACGCUGUUGCUGCAGCCUCUUUUCCGACACAGCUGGCUGCUGCCGCUCUUCUUGCCGGAUCGCAACAUCCCGUCGGUGUUUUCCAGCAGCCCUCUGUUGUUCCGAUCAGGCCCCUGGCCCCUCCUCUAUGA